Molecule: messenger RNA, 2646 nt
Organism: Mesorhabditis belari
Lineage: Eukaryota; Metazoa; Nematoda; Chromadorea; Rhabditida; Rhabditidae
Source: the annotation of a GenBank genome assembly
AUGGUUGAACGACCGGUGGCGGCUCCGCGACGAAAACCGCCCGAUGCGACGUCACAUUCAGCUUUGGUGACGGUGAUUCGAACGCUCACCACGAGUCAAUCAGCUGAACAACGGGAAUUGCAAAAGACUCGCCUUGAAAAGGAAUUCAAAGAAAGUCAAAAACAAAUCGAUAAACUAGUGAAAGAUCACAAAAAGGACGUCGAUGAGUGCUUGGUGGCUUUUCGCGAUGUUUCCACGCAAAUUUCGUCUUGUCGACAACGCAUCUACAACGUGCGAUCGACGCUCUCGAAUUGCCGUGGUUUGCUGCAAUCGCGACGAGAUGAUUUGAAGAAAUUGUGGGAAGAGGAUAAACAGCAUCGUCACGUCGCACAAAUCAUGCAACAAUUAGAAGAGCUACGCGAAGUGAAGCACAAAGUCGAUCUACUCAUCGAGCAGAAAGACCAUUUCGAAGCCGCCAAAUUGAUUGCCCAAUCGAGAGAUCUCAUCGAAACACGUCUUUCUUCAAUCAACGGCCUCUCCCAAUUGAGAAAUCAGCUAGCCGACUCGUCCGAAGCACUCGCGAAACGAAUCGAGACUCAACUCGCGCAAAUGGUCGUCCAGGAGCCAUUUGAUUUUCAUAUGAUCGACGUCGUUCGUGGAAUGCCAGAGAGUUGGCUUGGCGAGAGCGAGCUCACGUUGCGACUUUCGGGAAAACUCAAUCAACAACGACAGCUACAAGGAAGCGUUUUGUCAACAAGGAUACAGUCUCAUUUGGCGGCUCUUUCUGUUCUCGACGGAGCACAUGGGGUAGUGGAAAGAUUGCUAGCUCUAUCGGCCACGCAAAUCUCGAAACAGGUCUCCGAAUCGAUCUCGUUGAUGAGGCAAAAAGCUGCUCACGAUGAAAAUUUGCACGGAAACGACAAAUCACACUUGGCUCAACUCAUUCAAAUGGUGGUCUGUCAAUUGGAGAGCUCUCGGUCAGCGCAUGCGGUUUUGGCUGAAUGUGCGGGAAAGAUUCCACAAAUUGGUGUCGAAGCAUCGCAGAAAGUGCUACCCGCUUUUUGGUACGCGGCACAGAGUGCGGUCGAAUCACUUGUCUCCGACCAUUUGGACAUCGCAUCGGGUUCACGCCAAAGUGACCAAUCGACAUCACUUCGCUCCAUCACCACUCAAUUGUUCCGUUUUGAUGCGGCCUCCUAUUCGCUUGGAUCCUCGUUUGCCUCUCCAUCAUCACAAGCUUCUCUUACUGUUUGUCCUCCUUCGCCAUUCAACAUUGUUCCGAUGUAUCCAUGGUUGCGACGACUCAUGGAAGCGGUUGAAGCCGCUACUGGUGUUCAAAUGUGCCAAUUGAGGCGAUUCGUGCAUAGCUUUGUCAUGGAAAUGUUCGUGGAAAGGGUUAAGACAAAUCUGGAAGAAAGGCUGAUUGAGGCGUUGAAACUUGACGAUUCGCGACUGAUUACGAGUGGUGAUUCGCCAAUCCUCACCUCCACGGAACGGGUGGCUGAUUUGUGUCGUGAGGUGCACGAGCUGAUCGUUCAAAUGGACUCAUAUGCGCAUCGAUUUGCCGCCAUUUGGGUUCUUGUUCUGACCGAGUACGCGACACAUAUCACUCAACUUUAUGAAAAAACAACUUCACCUCCGAUGGACGGCGAUUCGGCGACGAGACGCAAAAUUUCGUCGGCUGUUUGGGCUGCGGAUGAGGAUAUCUCGCGUUUGUUGAUGUCGUUGCCGAAUUGGAUUCUUGCGAAUUCGACACAAGGCACAAGCCCCAACUCCGCCACUCAAACGCCAGCGAAUAUGGAAAGCGAGCGGGAGGUUCGUGAUCGGAAUGAGCGCGAGUCGGAGAUCUUGAUUAGCAAUUUGGGUACACAAAAACAGAUCGAACGAUCAGAGCUUCUUGGCGACAACUCGGAUAUUCGAACGCUUGCUGCGUUGCAUGAAUCGUUGAGAUGGUUUUCAUACGAGUUACGCGUUUUGAUCAACUCAUUGCCGGCAAAAGUGCGCAAUUCACUGCGGGAAUGCAAAGUAACCGUGAAACAUGGAGUCGAUGGACGAGUGGGAAAUGAUGAAGCUGUGUUGACCGCUCUAGAAGAAGUGAUUAGCCGUUUGGAGGGAGUUUCAUCGAAAUGUCUUCUCGUUCUCCAUCUCGAGCUUCGCGUUCACUGUUUCUAUCAUUUGUUGCCGCUCGCUCGUUUACGACCUUCUUCACAUGAGGAUACGGAUCCGGAGGUGGUCGAACUGGGCCGUGAUCUCCAAAUGUUCCACUCGCUCCUCUCCACCUAUUUGAGUCCACCAAAAAUGAGGUACAUCUUCGACGGUUUAGGACACUUGUGCGCGUCGAUCUUCAUCCAUUCGAGUCAACACAUGCAGCGUUUAACGGAAGUCACGCGAAAACGAGUGUCGAGGAACAUUUGGGGAGUGCAACAACGACUCGCGCAAAUCACCGCACGACGAGAAGCCGAAUUGGAUCGAGCCCGGAAUUUCUUUGAGCUUCUCGCCUACGAUCCCGACGAGUUGUUGUGCGUGUUGGCGGAUCGUCUCUCACAAUUCUCCCCCAUCGAACUCAACCAUCUCGUUGCCUUAUCCGUGAGAUCUCAUCCGACUCUCUCAUCACAACGCGGGGUUCUCGACGAGAAACUCUCCCAACUCAGACAAAUGCUAAAAAGG